Molecule: messenger RNA, 6792 nt
Organism: Rhodamnia argentea
Lineage: Eukaryota; Viridiplantae; Streptophyta; Magnoliopsida; Myrtales; Myrtaceae
Exons: 10
Coding region: 70-6363 (2097 amino acids)
Biological process (GO): ribosome biogenesis
Cellular component (GO): nucleolus
Source: RefSeq, a predicted model, not a curated record
UCUCCGUCCUUUAAACCCCUCGUCUUUCUUUGGCUCUCCGCAGUUUCUUCGGCUAGAGUGACGCCAACAAUGGCCGAAGAAGCGAAGUCGGGAGCUAAACACUCGCAAGGCAAGAAGAAGAGGAGACUCAAGCUCGCGGAAGAGAGUUCGUCGAGACCUGGCAAGUCGCGCCGCGUUGAUUCCACGGAUGAAGUCGAAGGACCGGCACAAGUCGAAGAAGCCAUUCCGAUGGUGCAGAAGGAUCGUCCCUGGCGGAACCUGCAGUUGAUUCUCUUGUUGCAGAACAAGGACGUCGACGUUGGAAAGAAGGUGGAGAUUGCUCUAGAUUAUGUCAGAACGAGAAGCAAAGAAGAGUGUACUGGCCCUGAACAAGAUUGUGAUACGGUGAAACUGUCCCGUGUGAUAGUCUUUCUUAGUGAUUGGAUCCAGUCAUUAUUGAUUUCAUCAGGAAAGAAAGUCAAAGUUCAUGGAGAGCAGCAUGACGUAGUUAAGGCAUGUUUGGACGUGAGAUGCUGGGAGAUUUUCAAGUUCUGUCUGGAUAAGUCAUCUAGAUUGCAAAUUCCUCUAAAUUUUUCCCGAAAGCUUUUGCAACCUAUCCAGUUUAUCGCAAGGCAUGUGCUAUUCAGGCUCAAUGAUUCACCCAUGCAUGCAGAAGAGUCCUUCCUUACUGAUGAGUUUGAGUUGUUUAAUCUUAUGGUUGAUUGCGUUUCUUUGUUAUAUGCUUCCGACAAUGUCGCGUCAAAUGAAAGCUUGGAGCAAUGGAUUUCAGCUGUUCAUACGGUGAUUGAGCUCGUCAACAGAAUUUUUACAGGGAACCUUGACAGCAGGAAAGCAGGUGUUUUGGUUCUGCAGUUCUCCUGCUUUGUACUUGGUCCAUUUGCUAAAUUUUUGAGGAUUCACCCAACUCGGAAAAGUGGUUUUAGUGAAUUUGUACAUGAACUUCUUGAGCCACUGUUGCAAUUGUUUGGUCAUCUUCGUGGUAACAGAAAUAAUCCUGGUCUCACUAGCAACCUUUUAAGGUCAGUUGAUCAGGUUUUGUCGAAUGGGGUGUUCCAUCCAAUUCAUGUUGAGGGCUUCUUGACUUUGCAUAGCUCUGACAAGUAUCUCAUUUCCAAUGAAGGUAAGUCAAAAGACUCAAAGAUCAUCAUCAUGAGUUACCAUAGACAUUUAUUUGAGGAACUGGAGAGAAUAAUGACUGCAAAGAAGGUGUUGGCGUUGAAAGGUGUGAGUAACCUGUUUCAUUUGCUUGUUAAGCAAGUAAGAAAACUCAGGGGAGCUUCCGUGCCAUUAAAAGUGAGUAGUGCACCAUCAGUUGGUGAUGGUUCAAAACAACCAGAAAAUGGUUUAUUUGAUCACAGAUCUAAAAUGCUAUCCAUGGCUAGUGAUAUAAAUUCUGAGAGAGAUUAUAGCUUGGUUAAUCUGAGUCUAGAAGCACGCAAAUCGCUGUUUGAUUUUUUUGUGCAGAUUAUGGAGCCACUAUUGAUUAAGCUUAAUAGCUAUCUUCAUGACAAAAUGGAAGUUGAAGACUUGCUGAAUGUUCAAUACAUACUCGGUUCUGUAAAUUGGCUACUUCGGAGCAUUAUCGAUGAAAAGGUCUAUGUUAAGACCGAGGACAUCUCUGGAGGAGCUUUUUUGGGUUUUCUUAAGGAAGUUUACCAUACAAUGAUCUCACUAUCUGCUAACUUCAACGUAUUUUGGCAGUCCAAGAACCAUGCAGAUAUCGGAAUGCAUGAGGGACUAUUUUCUUCUGUGGUCAAGGAGCUGGUUACUGCUAUAGGUUGUCUUCUAGAUAUAGAAUACGAGGUUAUUGGGGAAGACCUAGAAAGUUUGUGGCAUUUGUUGCUAGUACACUUGGCUACGGGGCUUUCUGUAAAUGAUUUAUCUGACGGAAGCUCAUUAAUAAGCAAGAUACUCGACCUAGGAUGCCAGCUUGUCAGUCUCUUCGGUGAACUUCGCCAGGUGAGCAAUGUCAUUUUUUCUCUUAGCAAAGCUGCGAGACUCUUAGCAAAUUGGGAGGUUAAUGGUGAGAUCAAUCCUAAAAUGGUUGUUGGUACUCAUGCCUCAUAUGAGGCUUAUGUUAAAUCAGUGGGUACGUUACUUUGCUCGCAAGAAUUUAAGGUGGCUGUUCAUAAAGCUAUUUCAUCCAUACCAGAGGGGCAAGCAAGUGGAUGCAUUCAGCAGUUGGCAGAAGAUGUAUCAGAAUCUCUGAUAUGGAUGAAACUUUGUUGCUCCAAGAAUGUUGGAGAAGGAUUUGGCUGCGGGAAUUUACGAAGAUGUGCUAUAAUUAGCUUCAACCUGCACUGUGAAUUGUUGGGCAAAGGUUUGUCUGAGAUAUACAGUUGUUUACUAGAUUCCAUCACUGUGACAACCAGCAACAGUGUGGCAGUUGGAUCUUCUAUAAAUAACUUGAUGGCAGUAAUACGUCCUAGCUUGAGUAGUUUGGUUGAACCACAGUCGGGAAGCUUAAGUGAGUUCCUUUUGUCAUUAUCAGGAAGUAUUUUUGAUAAGAAAAUGAUUAAUAAAAUUAUGUCAAUGAAGUUUGGCUUGUCCAGCCAUUGGGCUUUUGUGUUCUUCUUUCGAUUGUACUUGUCAUGUCGAAGCCUAUAUAGACAAGCAAUGAGCCUUAUGCCCCCUAAUUCAUCAAUAAAGAUGUCAGAUUUUAUGGGCGAUUCAUUUACAGCAUGCUCCGGAAAAGAUUGGAUUGAGAGAGAUGAUUUGCCAGAUGAUGGCUAUUUCUCAUGGGUUGUCAAACCUUCAGCUUCUGUUCUGACUGUUAUUAAAUCUGUAUCAGAUAUUUAUCUUCAAAAUAGCGUUGCAGAUUGCUGUUGUCUGGUUUACAUAUUGUAUGCCGUUGCACUUCAGAGACUGGUUGAUCUGAACAGUCAGAUAAAAUCUGCCAGGUAUCUACUACAGAGCAAGAAGGAAUUGCUGCGUAACGUUUCCCUUGAUGGUGCUGACCAUUCAGCUCUGAGUGAAAAAUGUCAAAAGUGGGAAGAGAAUGUUGUAAACUUGAGACAAGAAGCACAAGGCCUUACUGAUUUCAUAAUGAGAUACCUGACUUCUCUGGUGAAUGAUCCUGUACUUUCCAGUUAUUCUGAGGCAAGCACUAAUACAUGUGCCCAGUCUCCGCAUGUAAGUAAUCAGUGGGAUUUUGGUAUAGGCUCUAUAGAUGAAAAAACCUUGCUCACUGCAAUUUGGUGGAUCAUAUGCCAGAGCACAGAUAUCUGGUGUAUUCAUGCUUCUAAAAAGAAUGUGAAGAUGUUCCUCUACUUUUUGAUCCAAUCUUCUCUUCCUGCUAUAACUGGAAGUCCUUUCAAGUGCAAAACUCCCAGUGAGAUGGUCCACAAGUCAGUGCACCAAAUCUCAUAUGAAGUUCUACACGACUCUACUUUUCAUGAGCAUAGAUUUGUUCACAGGCACUUGGCAUCAAGGCUUUGUCGUGUGAUGGAGAAGUUAGCAGGGUCUCUAUUUUGCAGUGAUUCAUCUGGCAAAGUUGAUCUCCGCUCAUCACCUAAUUGGUCUCAUUGUCUAAUGGAACUUCAGAAGUCAUUGUCAGUUGUUUCAGGUAGCAACCACACCUAUUAUUUGAAGCGGACUGCUUCCUCGUCCAAUGAAGAGCCUAUUGAUGAUUGCACUGAAAUAAGAACAUCUCGAAGCAUGAAUUUUGCUGCUUGCAUGGAUUUGCUUAAUCUUUUUAGUCGGAUGCCAAAAGACUACUUAAGUUCAAGAUCAUUCAAGGACUAUGCAACUCACAUUAUUAAUGUUGAAAGACUUGCAGCUAGCAGCUUACUGGACUUUCAAGGUGCCUCAUUCUCAUCUAAGCAUGAUAAAUACUUCAAGUUGUUCUUAUAUUGUCGGAAGGCUUUAAAACAUUUAGUUGAAGCAUCUUUCACCAAUAAUAUAGAAACAACUGAACAUCCGCUGUGUGCCCUUAUAUCUGAAGGAUUAUUUUCUCUUGUAUGGCUUUUCAAAUCAGUAGUUGUUGUGAGUGGGCUUCAAGAUGAAUGGGGAGAGUAUAAUUCUUGCAAAGUGAAUCUGUCUUUAAUGGACCACACAUCAUAUAUAUUCCUAAUGUUCAGCAAGUAUUACUUUUGUCGAACACUUUCCCCAAUUGUAAAGUCAAAGCGGCACUGUAAACGGCGAGAAAGUUCUGGCAUUGGCCUGGGGGAGACAAAUUUAGUCAAACCAGGUUCAUUCUGGGAUUCUUCUAAACAUUCUGAAGCUUGGAAAAGCAUCUGCCUUGUUGCGCAGAGUAUGAAAGAAGAGAUGCAACGCUUAUUUUGCUCUCUAGAAGACUCUUUUCAUGAUAGAAAAGCAGAUGUUGGUCAGAACUCCUCAGAUGUGGCUAAAUUAUCUAUCAUUAUAUCUUGCCUGAGUGGUUUCUUUUGGGGCUUAGCAUCAGCUGUUGACCACACUGAUGCAAAAGAUCGGGUUCACAAAGUUAUAUCGUCUCAUUGGAAGCAUGAACCCCUUUGCAAGCUUAGCCUCUUUAUUGACAUAUUUGCAGAUGUAGUUAGUAUCUUUCUGCGGAUUAUGUUUGGUCAGAAUGAUCAGCAGCUGGGAUAUAUAGGUCAUGAGCAAAGUAGUAAAAUAUCAAACUACAGCCGGGAUAUAUUGGCAAGGGAUGGUUUGUCACAUAGUGACUCUCAAUCUGUUCCUAAUAUAUCGAGCAGCAGUGAACAUGAGGAGGUUGUGACAGCCUUCUUAGAGUCAUUUGGCUUUACUGAUCAGUCAGUGGGUACUGAUGUUGGCCCUCAGUUGUCACAUGUGGAAGGUGAUGAUUGUGUUGCGAGCACUUCAAAUGAAGUCAAUUUGUUUGACCUGCAAUAUUUAAAUAAGCCUUUCUUACAGCAGUUACUAAAGGAUGAUAGUCCUGAUGGGGCAUUUCUGCUCAGGCACUUAUUUUUUGGUUAUUCAGCUAUUUUAAAGCUGAAUUUGAAAGACCGGACUCUUCUCUCGACAACUUUGUUGCAAACUUUUAUGUCAAUGGCGCAGUUCCUGAUCUUGGAGUUGGUUAAUGGUUUUGAGCUGUCACAGCCAUCAUCAUUUGUUUGCUUAGAUGGUGUUCUGAAGUAUCUGGAAGAAUUAGGGAGUCAUUUUCCCUACACUAAUCCCACAUUAUCCAGAAAUGUGUAUGCCAGACUGAUAGAAUUGCAGUUGGUGGCUCUAGGCAAAUGCAUUGUGUUACAAGGGAAAAGUUAUACUUUAAUGACUCAUGAGACUCAGUCAAGCGCCGAUACAAUUCCUGGUCAUGCGAAACUAAAUGGACCAAAAGCUUUUCCUCUGGAGUGUUGCCUGGAUAACAUCAAAGCAAGGUUGAGAACGUCAUUUACCAUUUAUAUUAAGAAGCCUGCAGAGUUGCAUCUCUUAUCUGCUAUCCAAGCAAUAGAGAGAGCAUUAGUUGGAGUGCAAGAAUGCUGCAUGGCUAAGUAUGGCUUUACUUUUGGAAGGGUAGGAGGAACUGUCCCAGCCGUUGUUGCAGCUGGCAUUGACUUGUUGGAUAUGCUCCUAGAAAAUGUUUCAGGUCGCAAACGUUUGAGUGUGGUCAGGAGACACAUUCAGAGCUUUAUGGCUGCUUUGUUCAAUAUAAUUCUGCAUGUGCAAAGCCCACUAAUUUUCUACGAGAGUUCACCUGGCAAAGGCUUCAGUGAUCCUGACCCAGGAUCAGUCACUCUUAUGUGCAUUGAGGUACUGAUUAGGGUUUCAGGAAGACAUGCUCUCUUUCAAAUGGAUCCUUGGCAUGUUGCCCAGAUGUUAGGCAUUCCUGCAGCGCUAUUCCAGGUUUUCUGUCAGUCUCAACUGAAAGAUCCGAUUUCUUCCGGCUCUUUAUUUUCUUUGGAAAAUCUUGACGUUGAUCGGCCGUUUUCAGUGAAGCUAUACGCUGCCUGUUGUCGAUUGCUGUGUACUGUUCUUAAGCAUCACAGAAGUGAAUGCGAAAGAUACGUUGCUUUGCUUCAAGAUUCUGCUUCUGUUCUUCUCAAUUGUUUGGAGACUGUAAACAUGGACCACCAGGUCAGGCGAGGCUAUCUUUCAUGGGAUGUACAAGAAGGAGUCAAAUGUGCAUGUUCCCUCCGACGGAUAUAUGAAGAGUUGAGGCAGCAGAAAGAUGUAUAUGGGCGUCAUUGUUUUAAGUUCUUGUCUAGCUACGUAUAUACAUAUUCGGAAUGCGGUCCCCUUAAGGCUAAAUUCAGAAGAGAAAUAGAUGAAGCUUUGAGACCCGGAGUGUAUGCUUUAAUUGAUGCUUGCUCAGCAGAUGAUCUUCAAUAUCUUCACACAGUAUUUGGAGAGGGUCCUUGCAGAAACACUUUGGCAUCUCUGCAGCAUGACUACAAAGUUUACUUUCGAUACGAAGGAAAAGUCUGAUGUGAGCGUAUUUCCUUUGUAUUGGUCCAUCGGUAUAAAUGGUCUUUCUCGGUUCUUCUACAGUGAAGACAUUUUGGUGGGUAUUGUUGCUGCUGCCUUCGGUGGGGGCUCAAAUUCUACCAAAUAUGAUCCUGGUAGGACAAUGAAGAAGUGCUGUGAGGGCAGGAAUGAUCAUAGUGAUUUCCUUUGCUUGAAGACGAAUGCCGUCAACAUACAGGAGCUAUUGAAUGGGAAAGGUGACCUUUUCGAAUGCUUAUUUGAAGUUACUGAGAAACUUUAAAGGGAGGACGAUCUGACACUCGGGGAUGAACUAGGUUUAUGGGGAGCUUGGAUUAUAGGCAAGUAGGUGAUUCAUGUACAUUAUUUUCACAUAGAGUUUUAGGCUUAUAGUGGAGUUAGAUUAGUCCAUAGCUGUACCAUCCGAUUUUG